UUGUCCGCACCAAAGGCUGACCGUCCUCCUCGAUCUCCUCCCUCCCUGCUGCCCUGUUGCUUUGCCUUUGCCUUUGGCCUUUGGCUUUUGGCUUUGCUUUGCUAAUGCCAAUGGCGAUGUUAAUGGCCGCCACCUCGUGACCUGACCAGACGACCUUAACCCCUCCCUCCGUCCUCGCUAAACCCACUCCUUCUUCCUUCUCAUCUCUGGCUAAUUAGCUGGUUCAUGCUGGAGCAAUGAGGCGGGUGGCGCCGGCGACCGUCGCUUCUGCCCACGGAGGUGCCCACCAAGGCCACGACGGAGACGCCCACGCCUCGCCCACCGCGCCGCACGGCUGCGCCUGCCCCUGCCGCCGCGGCAAGGCCACCGGCCACCACGGCAAUGCCGGGGGCAACGCCAGCCGCUCGCCGGAGCCCAAAGCCCCCGCCUUGCCGCGGAUCUGCAUCUGGGACUCCGCCGGCGACGGCGAAGUCCUCGAGGCCUCCGUCUCCGUGGCGUGGCCGGACGAGGUCGCCACGCCGUGCGCCAAUCUGGAGCCGCCGCCGCCGCAACGGAGGCGGCCCGGGAAGACCAUCUCCAAGGGCCACAGGAACUACCACCUCAUGCUCAACCUGCAGCUCGGCAUCAGACACGCGGUGGGGAAGUCGGCGGCGAAGCCGAUGCGGGAGCUCAGCCGGGCGGACUUUGAUCCCCGGGAGAAGUUCUGGACGCGGUUCCCGCCGGCGGGGUCCAAGACGACGCCGCCGCAUUCCUCCUCCGAGUUCCGGUGGAAGGACUACUGCCCCAUGGUCUUCAGGCACAUGAGGAAGCUGUUCGCCGUAGACCCGGCGGAUUACAUGCUUGCGAUCUGCGGGGACGACGCCUUGCGGGAGCUGCCAUCGCCGGGGAAGAGCGGGAGCUUCUUCUACCUCACGCAGGACGAGCGCUUCAUGAUCAAGACUGUCAAGAAAUCUGAAGUCAAGUUGUUGAUUCGGAUGUUGCCGAGCUACCACAAACAUGUUAAACGGUACAAGAACUCUCUCAUCACAAGGUUCUACGGUGUUCACUCUGUGAAGCCAUAUGGUGGGCAGAAGGUGCGGUUCAUCAUAAUGGGCAAUCUGUUCUGCUCGGAGCACCGGAUCCAUCGCCGUUAUGACCUGAAAGGCUCCUCCUACGGUCGGAAAUCCGACAGGUUUGAAGAAGAAACCGGCGAUGCAACCACGCUCAAGGACUUGGAUCUCAAUUUUGUGUUCCGGAUGCAGCGCUCUUGGUAUAAAGAGCUUCAUGAGCAACUUAGGCGAGAUUGUGCGUUCUUGGAAUCGGAGGGCAUCAUGGAUUACAGUUUAUUGGUUGGAGUUCACUUUUGCGAUGAUAUUGUCCCUGCAUCAAAGAUGGCAUUAUCUACUUUUACUUCUUCUCCUGAAGAGCUUUCGGUCAACAUGGUGUCGGCAUGCCAGGGCAGCGUCAGCAUGCCUGAGCCAUGCCCCUCAGCUAAAGAUUUGGACAAGAUGGCCGAUCACCGGAAACCUUUGGCUAGACUGGGUGCGCACCUGCCAGCUCGAGCGGAGCGCACAUCCACGAGCGACGUCGACCCGUUCCUCUCUGGCGGCGGGGGAUUCUCGUCGGGCCGGAGCAAGAGCAGGGGUGAAGCCUACGACGUCAUCCUCUACUUUGGGAUAAUCGACAUCCUCCGGGACUACGACAUCAGCAAGAGGCUGGAGCACGCAUACAAGUCGCUGCAGACGGACCCUAGCUCGAUCUCCGCGGUCGACCCGAGGCUCUACUCGCAGAGGUUCCGGGAUUUCAUGGGCAGGAUAUUCAUCAAGGAGUGCUAGUGUACCACAUAAGUUUUGAUGUACCAUAUAUACUACACAUUAGUGUUGCCACAGUAAAGAAGAUGAGCAUGAGUAGAGGGACAUGGGGCUGUAGUGGCUGAAUUUUUGAGACACGGCCAGGGUUAUGGGGAGAGGAAGAGGUGGUGUCUGUAAAUGGUUUGUGUGAUCCUGGUUAGUGAGGGGCAGAUCAGAUCCCUGAUUUUGUUUGUUAGUGCUUGUUUAGUCUCCUGGGCUGCUUUGCCCUUUGUAUAUGUGUGUUGGAUGGAGUGAAAGGGAGACAUGGUUGUGUUUUUUAUGUUUGAUGAGAAAAGAGAAGAUGAGUCUGGUGUAA
Molecule: messenger RNA, 2145 nt
Organism: Triticum urartu
Lineage: Eukaryota; Viridiplantae; Streptophyta; Magnoliopsida; Poales; Poaceae
Product: phosphatidylinositol 4-phosphate 5-kinase 2
Biological process (GO): phosphatidylinositol phosphate biosynthetic process
Cellular component (GO): plasma membrane
Molecular function (GO): 1-phosphatidylinositol-4-phosphate 5-kinase activity
Source: RefSeq, a predicted model, not a curated record